UUUGGUAUAAUUCGGUGCAGUUUCAUUACUAUUGUUGUGAAUUGUGAUGUGAUCGUCAUGGCGUCGAGGGUGUUGGGAGCGAUCCUGCGUAAAAACGCAGGAUUUUUCGGCACCGGCUGGUCGUCGCCGGCGAAUAAUGCGCCGGCGAUUGCCCACGUGCAACGUCGCAAUGCUCACCAAUGGAACCCGGAUCUCGAGUACCUGGAGAAGUUCAGCAGACCAUAUGUAUACACUCCGGAAAAGGUCAACUGGAAACCGCCGCCAGUGGAAUCCGGCGUUGCUGCCCCGAUUCCGGCGAAGCAGACGAUAGAGAAUAUAAAGCUGAAUUUCGGGCCGCAGCAUCCCGCCGCUCACGGCGUGCUCCGGCUGGUUUUGGAACUGGAGGGCGAGGUCGUGGUCACUGCCGACCCGCACAUCGGUCUUCUGCACCGCGGCACGGAGAAACUGAUCGAGUACAAGACCUACCUGCAGGCGUUGCCCUACUUCGACCGUCUGGAUUACGUGUCGAUGAUGUGCAAUGAGCAGUGUUUCUCCCUGGCCAUAGAGAAGCUGCUGAACAUCGAUGUGCCACUGCGCGCCAAGUACAUUCGUGUCCUCUUCGCGGAGAUUACGAGAAUCCUGAACCACAUUAUGGGCGUUGGAACGCAUGCGUUGGAUAUUGGCGCCAUGACCCCAUUCUUCUGGCUGUUUGAGGAACGUGAGAAGCUGAUGGAGUUCUAUGAGCGCGUGAGCGGCGCUCGCAUGCACGCGGCUUACAUACGACCCGGCGGUGUCUCGCUGGAUCUGCCGUUGGGCCUGAUGGACGACAUAUAUGAUUGGGCGUCGAAGUAUUCCGAGCGAUUGGACGAGGUGGAGGAUCUGCUGACGGACAACAGGAUCUGGCGGCAGCGCACGAUCGACGUCGGUGUCGUGAGUGCGGAAAACGCGUUGAACUGGGGAUUCAGCGGCGUGAUGUUACGGGGCUCCGGGAUAAAGUGGGAUCUGAGGAAAGUCGCACCUUACGACGCUUAUCAUCUGGUUGACUUCGACGUUCCGAUCGGCGCAAAUGGAGAUUGCUACGACAGGUAUCUCAUCCGUGUUGAGGAGAUGCGCCAGUCGCUGCGCAUCAUCCACCAAUGCUUGAACCGGAUGCCGGAAGGAGAAGUGCGAUGCGAUGACGCUAAGAUCGUGCCGCCACGUCGCGAGGAAAUGAAGACAAGCAUGGAGGCACUUAUCCAUCACUUCAAGCUGUACUCGCAGGGCUUCCAAGUGCCGCCAGGCGCUACGUACACCGCUAUCGAAGCGCCGAAGGGCGAGUUUGGCGUUUACCUCGUGAGCGACGGCAGCAGCAAGCCGUAUCGGUGCAAAAUCAAAGCGCCGGGUUUUGCGCAUCUGGCAGCUCUGCAGUACAUGGGGCCCAAGCACUUCCUCGCCGACGUCGUCGCCAUCAUUGGAACCAUGGAUGUAGUGUUUGGCGAGAUCGAUCGAUAACUUUCCAACGAUUAAUCAUUUGUAUAGUAUAAUAGACGUGUUUCAAAACUAAUUAAUAGAAAGAUUUACGUGUAUAUUGCAUGUAGGAAUCCUCGAAAUCGGCAAAUUCGCGCAGCAGUUACGCGCGACUAUGUGAUGGGUAUAGGUAAGUAUUGUACGUGUCUCAUCGCAAUAAAAAAAUGUUACUAUAGUUA
Messenger RNA from Ooceraea biroi (clonal raider ant), 1664 nucleotides. RefSeq names its product NADH dehydrogenase (ubiquinone) 49 kDa subunit (gene ND-49). Gene Ontology annotation, molecular function: NAD binding; quinone binding; oxidoreductase activity, acting on NAD(P)H. Gene Ontology annotation, cellular component: respiratory chain complex I. Gene Ontology annotation, biological process: mitochondrial electron transport, NADH to ubiquinone. NCBI's taxonomy places the organism in Eukaryota, Metazoa, Arthropoda, Insecta, Hymenoptera, Formicidae. The record is from RefSeq and is a predicted model, not a curated record.